Messenger RNA from Globicephala melas (long-finned pilot whale), 3010 nucleotides. RefSeq names its product Fas associated factor 1 (gene FAF1). The record is from RefSeq and is a predicted model, not a curated record. Lineage: Eukaryota; Metazoa; Chordata; Mammalia; Artiodactyla; Delphinidae. Gene Ontology annotation, molecular function: ubiquitin binding; NF-kappaB binding. Gene Ontology annotation, cellular component: nucleus; endoplasmic reticulum.
GCGGAGCCGGGUUCGGCCCCCUCCGGCUGGCGGGCGGAAUGGAGUCUGCGAUGUGAAACCCCGGGCUGCCCCGAGGCCGGCGGGGGCGGAGGUGGAGGAAAGAGGAUUGUUAAUUAAGGCUGCGGAGAGCCGCAGGGCCUUGGAGGCUCGGCGGCGCAGACUGCUGGAAGGCGGAGAGGAGGCUGGCGCGAAGCGAGUCUUUCCCCGGCCCUGGCCGGGCAGCCCGGCCCGCCUCCGCGCUCCCCCGCUAGGCUCUCGAAGUUCGGGCGGCCAGGCCUACGGCUGCCGCCUCUUCCUCUGGGGCGCGCGCUGUGUAAACUCGGCCUCCUUUUCUCAGUGCAGAGCUUCGGCCUCGCACCUGCUAGCUCAACGCCCAGGGCCGCGGUGGGCAGAGGUGGCCGCGGGGGUGGAGGGAGAGACCUGACUGACAGCAAAACCAGUGCUCAGGAAAAGCAAAAGUCUUUUAUAGACUGAUUUUUACGAAAACUAAAGGCAUGGUAUAGGAUGCACCCAGUGGUCAAAAUGAAACCAAGCAAAAAAGGACAGGUGGUCUAAUUAUUACCGACUUCUAGCAAGCAUGUCCUCAAGCAACAUCUAUACCCAGCUCCUUGAAGUACACUGGGAGUAUUAGCAACGAAACACACCAACAACAUUGGGAUAAUCAUCUAGCAUCAGAUUGCCUGCUGGUGUCCUGAAGCAUAUACUUCGUUUGCUUAUUGUAUAACCCAGAACUGACUGCAAAGAGAUUACAAUCUUAGUGCAGAAAGCGUAAGUAAGCACUACAAAAGACCUGCAAUGAAAAUCUCAUAUUGAGGGCUAGUUCACUGAAGUCAAAGGCUUGUACUGGCAUUGAAAACAUUGAUGAAGCUAUUACGUUGCUAGAACAAAAUAAUUGGGACUUAGUGGCAGCUAUCAAUGGUGUAAUACCCCAGGAAAAUGGCAUUCUGAGAAGUGACUAUGGGGGUGAGCCUAUAUCAGGACCUGCAUUUGAUCCAGCAAGUCACCCAGCUCCAGCUUCUGCUCCUGCUCCCUCUUCUUCUUCAGCAUUUCGACCUGUAAUGCCAUCUAGGCAAAUUGUAGAAAGGCAACCUCGGAUGCUGGACUUCAGGGUUGAGUACAGAGACAGAAAUGUUGAUGUGGUACUUGAAGACAGCUGUACCGUUGGAGAAAUUAAACAGAUUCUAGAAAAUGAACUUCAGAUACCUGUGUCUAAAAUGCUGUUAAAAGGCUGGAAGACUGGAGAUGUGGAAGACAGUACGGUCUUAAAAUCACUACACUUGCCAAAAAACAACAGUCUUUAUGUUCUUACACCAGAUUUGCCACCACCUUCAUCAUCUAGUCAUGCUGGCCCUUUCAGUGCCCUGCAGGAGUCAUUAAAUCAAAACUUCAUGCUGAUCAUCACCCACCGAGAAGUCCAGCGGGAGUACAACCUGAACUUCUCAGGAAGCAGUACCAUUCAAGAGGUAAAGAGAAAUGUGUAUGACCUUACGAGUAUCCCUGUUCGCCAUCAGUUAUGGGAGGGCUGGCCAACUUCUGCCACAGAUGACUCCAUGUGUCUUGCUGAAUCAGGGCUUUCAUAUCCGUGCCAUCGACUUACAGUGGGAAGAAGAUCUUCACCUGCACAGACCCGGGAGCAAUCCGAAGAGCAAAGCACCGAUGUUCAUAUGGUUAGUGAUAGUGAUGGAGAUGACUUUGAAGAUGCUUCCGAAUUUGGGGUGGAUGAUGGAGAAGUAUUCGGCAUGGCUUCAUCUGCCUUGAGGAAAUCUCCAAUGAAUGUUAUGUGGUUUGUUUUUUGUGUCUAUUUGUUUUGGUUUUUUGUUUUUGUUUUUUCUUUUGUUUGUUUUUUAGUGCCAGAAAACGCAGAAAAUGAAGGAGAUGCCUUAUUACAAUUUACAGCAGAGUUUUCUUCAAGAUAUGGUGACUGCCAUCCUGUAUUUUUUAUUGGCUCAUUAGAAGCAACUUUUCAAGAGGCCUUCUAUGUGAAAGCCCGAGAUAGAAAGCUUCUUGCUGUCUACCUCCACCACGAUGAAAGUGUAUUAACCAACGUGUUCUGCUCACAAAUGCUUUGUGCUGAAUCUAUCGUCUCUUAUCUGAGUCAAAAUUUUAUAACCUGGGCUUGGGACCUGACAAAGGACGCCAACAGAGCAAGAUUUCUGACAAUGUGCAAUAGACACUUUGGCAGCGUUGUUGCACAAACCAUUCGGACUCAAAAAACAGAUCAGUUUCCACUUUUUCUGAUUAUUAUGGGAAAGCGAUCAUCUAAUGAAGUGUUAAAUGUGAUACAAGGUAACACAACAGUGGAUGAGUUAAUGAUGAGACUCAUGGCUGCAAUGGAGAUCUUCACGGCCCAGCAACAGGAAGAUAUAAAGGAUGAGGACGAACGAGAAGCCAGAGAAAAUGUGAAGAGAGAACAAGACGAGGCCUAUCGCCUUUCACUUGAGGCUGACAGAGCAAAGAGGGAAGCUCAUGAGAGAGAGAUGGCAGAACAGUUUCGUUUGGAACAGAUUCGCAAAGAACAAGAAGAGGAACGUGAGGCCAUCAGACUCUCCUUAGAGCAGGCCCUGCCUCCAGAGCCAAAGGAAGAAAAUGCUGAGCCUGUGAGCAAACUGCGGAUCCGGACACCCAGUGGCGAGUUCCUCGAGCGGCGUUUCCUGGCCAGCAAUAAGCUCCAGAUCGUCUUUGAUUUUGUAGCUUCCAAAGGAUUUCCAUGGGAUGAAUUCAAGUUACUGAGUACCUUUCCUAGGAGAGAUGUAACCCAGCUGGACCCAAAUAAAUCAUUAUUGGAGGUAAAGUUGUUCCCUCAAGAAACCCUUUUCCUUGAAGCAAAAGAGUAAACAUGGCCCAGCAGUGGAACCAGCCGUUCCUUGACAAGCCAGAGGCCUGCAUCAGGAGAAGGGCACCUCGCCAAGCCACCUACACGCUCGUCUCACUCAAUUCAGUGUCACACUUCUGCCUCUUGCAAGAUUGCUGGAAAAAAGUAAUAAUAAACAUAGCUACUUAACAUUUCCCA